AUGUCUAUCCAGUCCGCCAAAGGCCCAAUCACAUCGGGCAUCUUGUUCCCAAUAUUUUGGCAUAUUCUUCGCUUAUGCCUUUCCUUCUCGCUUUUGCCUGUCAAUAACACCAUUCUCGCGGUCGCGGUAUUCCUAUCGUAUCUCCGCUCAGUGACCACCCGAUGGCGAGCGACACCACGCAAUGUUCGAUUUUACCCCAAGACGGUCCUUAUCACAGGUAUAGGCACGGCCCACGGAUUGGCUUUAGCGAGGUCGUGGGCUACAGAGGGCCACCGCGUGGUCGGUGCGGAUGUCACGGACCUUGACCUGCCCGUGCGCUCCGGCGGGAGCAUGUCCAAGGCUCUAGUCGCAUUCUAUCGUAUUCGCAAGGACCAUUACAUCUCUCGGCUGCUCGACACUAUCCACCGUGAGAAGGUCGAUCUGUGGAUCCCAUGCUCGCCCAAGGCAACGUCUAUUGAAGAUGCGACGGCUCGGCAAGUCAUUGAAAGUCGCACCAAUUGCAAAUGCAUUACUUUUGAUUCCGAGUUGGCGGCUUGUUUCGCCAAUCCUGAUUCUUUCAGGCACUAUGUGACGGAGCGGAGUCUUCCUGUGCUUGAGAAACACAAUGUCCAGUCUCGCGACUCGGUGCAUAAAAUCUUACAUCGGUCGCCCUCCAAAACCUACCAGAUGUCUCGAGCGACGUCAUCUGCAAAUGAGAAGGCCAUGUUCUUGCCGAGGCGUACCAUGAGCAAAACAUACAACAUGGUCAGCGAGAUCCAGAUCUCCCAGAAUCGGCCCUGGGUCUUGCAGCAACAAUUCCGUCUCGGAGAGCUAUUUGCUGACCUACUGGUUGUGCAUGGCGACGUGCAAGCCGUUCAGGUUCGGCUUUCGGAUUCCUGCUCGUCUGCAUGGGGUGCCUCGCGUCUGGACGAGGCUCUGGCCACUGCCGUUCAUAGACUCAUGCAGAAAUUCGCAGGCAAGGGCGGUAUUCGCUUCACUGGUCAUCUCUCUGUGAGACUCAUGGUGGACGAAGAGUUUGACUCCCACUCUGUCCGACACACAAUCUACAUCGCCGGCUGUACAUCCGGCGCAAGAGCCGUGAAUAACAUGCUGCGUAAUGCACCUUGUCCUAUAGCCGGCUAUCUAUCUAUAUUCCCAUCCCAUCCAGUGGAUACAGCCAGCAUCACAGCAACAAUGUCACCAAUCCGUCCAGUGCCAAUAUCCACCCGCGGUGAUAUUCUCCCAGCUGCUUUCUUGCAGUUUCCAGUGGUCCGCUUCCUACUUGCGGCCCUAGACGUUAUUCAGGCAGAACUAUUGAAAGUUCUGUUCUGGAAAGACCCUCUGUUCUCGGUUCUUGAUCCACUUCCCUGGUGGUGGCAGGUACAUGUCUAUCAGCCAUUGCGAGAGAUAUGGGUGUGGAUGAAACAGGCCCGAGAAGCCGGACUGAGCAAGUGA
Molecule: messenger RNA, 1434 nt
Organism: Penicillium paradoxum
Lineage: Eukaryota; Fungi; Ascomycota; Eurotiomycetes; Eurotiales; Aspergillaceae
Exons: 1
Coding region: 1-1434 (477 amino acids)
Source: RefSeq, a predicted model, not a curated record